CCGGAGGCGGGUGACGGCCCCGGGGGCUGAGCGCUGCUGCCGACCGGGCGCAUCCCGCUGCCGGCACUACUGAGAGGCCACACCAGCAGAGAGGACAUUGGCGACGGGAGACCACCACCAUGGACAACUUGACAGCCCCCAUAGGGGCGGGGAGAAACUCAUGCACCUUCCAAGAGGAGUUCAAGCAGGUCCUGCUGCCCCUGGUCUACUCCGUGGUGUUCAUGGUGGGGUUGCCCUUGAACGCUGUGGUCAUUGGGCAGAUUUGGGUGGCCCGUAAGGCCCUCAGCCGCACCAUGAUCUACAUGUUGAACCUGGCCACGGCCGACCUGCUCUACGUCUGCUCCCUCCCGCUUCUCAUCUACAACUACACCCAGAAGGACUAUUGGCCUUUUGGGGACUUCACCUGCAAAUUCGUCCGCUUCCAGUUCUACACCAACCUACACGGCAGCAUCCUCUUCCUCACCUGCAUCAGCGUCCAGCGGUACCUGGGCAUCUGCCACCCCUUGGCCUCGUGGCACAAGAAGAAGGGGAAGAAGCUGACGUGGCUGGUGUGUGCCGCCGUGUGGUUCAUCGUCAUCGCCCAGUGCCUGCCCACCUUCGUCUUCGCUUCCACCGGCACCCAAAGGAACCGCACCGUCUGCUACGACCUGAGCCCACCGGAUCUCUCCACUGCCUACUUCCCCUACGGCAUCACCCUCACCGUCACCGGCUUCCUGCUGCCCUUCGUGGCCAUCCUCGCCUGCUACUGCAGCAUGGCCCGGAUCCUGUGCCAGAAGGAUGAGCUGAUGGGCUUGGCGGUGCACAAGAGGAAGGACAAAGCCAUACGGAUGAUCAUCAUCGUGGUCUUCGUCUUCUCCAUCAGCUUCUUCCCCUUCCACCUCACCAAGACCAUCUACCUGAUCGUCCGUUCCUCACCCAGCCUGCCCUGCCCAGAACUGCAGGCGUUUGCCAUCGCCUACAAGUGCACCCGUCCCUUCGCCAGCAUGAACAGUGUCCUCGACCCCAUCCUCUUCUACUUCACCAAACGCAAGUUUCGCGAGAGCACCCGGUACCUCCUUGACAAGAUGAGCUCCAGGUGGCGACAUGACAACUGCGUUACCUACGGCUCCUAGGUGAGGUUGAGGGUCACCUCGCCGACACCAGGACACCCCAAUUGCAUGGAGCGAUUUUGGCUUUAAGCUCCACAGAGCGGAGAUGGCUUCAGCUGGGGACAUGCUAGAGGACAGAAGGAUGGCAUCUCCCAGGCUUUCAGCACUUUCAUCCCAUCUCCAGCCUGCAGCGGUGCAGUAUUAACCCCAUCGUGGCACAGAUCGUGUCCUCUCUCUAGCUUGGUUGCUUGAUUUGAGCAGCUUAGCACCAUGUUUCCUUGGUGUCCAAGCCACCAAUGCAAUAAAAACCACUGGUGGGAUCAUGGAAGACGCAGUGGGACUGUGGAGGACACAGUCCCUGGCUCAGGGAGAGCUGCUGGGGGACGAUUUCCCCCCCUUCUCGUUUAAAGCUUCCCUCCCCAGGUCAUGUGAAGGCUGGGGAGACCUUGGCUCAGCUCGUACCUCUCUGGUGAACAUGGGCCCAUGGGUUUCUCCAGCCCAAGAUCAGUGUCCCAGACAUUUUGGGGGGUAAUACUGGGACAUCCCUAUCCUUCAAUCCCCAGAAUGGGGACAGGCCAGUAAAAGACUUGGGCCCACUGGUGCAAAAUGGUGGGAGAGCAUCCCUGAUCGGACUGGGAGGUGGGAAGGGGGACAUUAGGACUGGAUUUCCAAGUGAUGACCAUGGGCUGGGUUAGACACAAGCCAGCGAUGUGUCACCUGCCUGGGGACCUUCAGCAUCAUCCAGGUCCAGCUCCCUGCUUACCCCAGCACCCCAAAUCUGGCCCAUCGUGGCAUCUUCAACAUCCUGCUGUCACCAGGAUCCACCAAAAUCAGAGCUGGCACACCGGGACAUGAUGCCAGGAGUCAGGAAACCCAUGCCACUGAGCUACUCGAUGUCCUCGGCCAUGUCACCACGUGUUCCACUGUUGGCUUGGCCUCACCACCAACCCCACACCAGGUUGGGGCUUGAGCUUUGCUCCUGCAGCCUCCAGCGGGACGUUGCUUCCUCCUGGCAAGGAGGGAUUUGCUUCCACAGCGCGGGGUGGAUGUACCACUAAUCGCUCUGCGAGUCUUCUUUAACAUAUAGGAUGUAUAGAAUAAACGUGUCGUCGUCGUCGUC
Calidris pugnax (ruff) is the source of this 2208-nucleotide messenger RNA. It is a transcript of the gene P2RY6, whose product is annotated as pyrimidinergic receptor P2Y, G-protein coupled, 6. The transcript has 2 exons. Bases 120 to 1112 code for a protein of 330 amino acids. Lineage: Eukaryota; Metazoa; Chordata; Aves; Charadriiformes; Scolopacidae. Gene Ontology annotation, cellular component: plasma membrane. The record is from RefSeq and is a predicted model, not a curated record. Gene Ontology annotation, molecular function: G protein-coupled UDP receptor activity; G protein-coupled ADP receptor activity; G protein-coupled UTP receptor activity. Gene Ontology annotation, biological process: cellular response to pyrimidine ribonucleotide; phospholipase C-activating G protein-coupled receptor signaling pathway.